Molecule: messenger RNA, 694 nt
Organism: Ricinus communis (castor bean)
Lineage: Eukaryota; Viridiplantae; Streptophyta; Magnoliopsida; Malpighiales; Euphorbiaceae
Product: histone H2B
Exons: 1
Coding region: 71-478 (135 amino acids)
Biological process (GO): nucleosome assembly
Cellular component (GO): nucleosome
Molecular function (GO): DNA binding; protein heterodimerization activity; structural constituent of chromatin
Source: RefSeq, a predicted model, not a curated record
AACAAAAAACACCAUUUCUCCAUUCACAAAUCUCUCCCACCCCAAACCCUAAAAUCACAAAAUCAUCAGAAUGGCACAAAAGGCAGAGAAGAAGCCAGCGGAGAAAGCACCGGCUGAGAAGAAGCCAAGGGCGGAGAAGAAAUUGCCGAAAGAAGGAGGAUCGGCCGCCACAGAUAAGAAGAAAAAGAAGGCAAAGAAGAGCGUAGAGACAUACAAGAUUUACAUAUUCAAGGUUUUGAAACAGGUUCAUCCGGAUAUUGGUAUAUCAAGCAAGGCUAUGGGUAUUAUGAACAGUUUCAUCAAUGAUAUAUUUGAAAAGCUUGCCCAGGAGUCAUCUAGGCUUGCUAGGUAUAACAAGAAGCCCACCAUUACCUCUCGGGAGAUCCAGACUGCUGUUAGGCUUGUUUUGCCUGGCGAAUUGGCUAAACAUGCUGUUUCUGAAGGGACUAAGGCUGUUACCAAGUUCACUAGCUCUUAGAUUUGUUUUUUAUUCUUUUUUUAUUUUUUAUUUUGGUUUUUAGAAUUGAAUUAGUUGAAAUUUGGGGAUCUAGAGUUUGUUUGUGAAUGUAAAGGUUUUAAAGUUCAACCUAAGGGAGUUAUUAAAUUCAGAAUAUUUCUUCUCUUAUGUUGAAUGUUAAAUGUUAAAAUAAGAUGAAUGAAGGAGUCCACUGCUCGAUUGUUUUGGAUCUCAAAA